GGUUGUUUUGGGUUUUUGAAGCGGCCGCUCGUCUGUGGGAGGGUCGCUUGUGUUUUGCUGAUAAAUAUUUUCUUUCAGCGCAGGCGGAGGGUUACUUGGAGUCGGGUUCGCUGAUCGUGCCGUGUGUGUGUGUGUGUGUGGAAGCUCGGGCUGUGAUGGUUCCCCAGGCCGUUCCCGGUCCCCGCUGCCCGGCCUCUUCAUGCCGCCGCGCCCCGCGAUCGCUCGCCUUCCACACGCGGCGUUUCCUCACCUCGAGAGCGGCGGCCACCGCCUUGGACACCAGUAGCAGCAGCGACAUAGACUCCGUGUUUAGUCGACCCGCCUCCGUCUGAAGAGAGCCAGCGUUAGAGACAGACAGAGAGAGAGAGCGCGAGGCCUCGGUGAGGAGCGCCGGACCACUCGGGACCGGACAUAACAAACCCGUCGGGUCCGCCAGUGUCAAGUGUUGCACUCAUUCCUCAGACCCACAAGUGGAGUAAGUCAACUUUACCAAGAUGAAGCUGUUGGAAAAUACAAGCUUUGAGGCGAUUAACUCCCAGCUUACCAUUGAAACUGGUGACUCUCAAAUUAUAGGGCGGAUAGAGAGCUAUUCCUGCAAAAUGGCAGGUGAUGACAAGCAAAUGUUUAAACAGUUCUGUCAAGAUGGACAGCCCCAUGUCCUGGAAGCCCUUUCCCCACCUCAGACUACUGGAAUUAGUCCAAACAGGUUGAGUAAGAGCCAAAGUGGUGAUGAAGGAGAGGGACCACUCUGUGACAAGUGUAGCCGCAAGACACUCUUCUACCUGAUUGCUACACUCAAUGCAUCGUUCCGCCCGGAUUAUGACUUCAGCACGGCUAAAAGCCACGAGUUCAGCAAGGAGCCCAGUUUGAACUGGGUGGUGAAUGCUGUGAACACCAGCUUGUUUUCUGCUGUCGGAGAGGAAUUUAACACAUUGAAACCCCAGCUUUGGGAUGCUAUUGAUGAAGAGAUUUGUCUGUCAGAGUGUGAUAUUUACAGCUAUAAUCCUGACCUGGACUCUGACCCAUAUGGUGAGGAAGGAAGCCUUUGGUCUUUUAACUACUUCUUCUACAACAAGAGACUCAAAAGAAUUGUGUUCUUCACGUGCCGCUCUCUAAGUGGGUACUUGUACAGUCAGGGCACUGAAACCAGCAACAACUUUGAUAUGGAUCUGGAAGAUGAAGCCCUCCUUAGUCAGGAUGAAGAUGAGGAUGAAACAGAAGCAAUUGAAGAGACCAGGUACCAGGCAGUGUGCGUCUAAACAAUGAACACGUCACCCACUCUUCAGCACCUUUGCUUCCUGUAACCUCCAAACUGACUGCAACUGUGUGAAUCUGAAAGACCAACAUUUUCCUCAUUUUAAUCUCAGGCAUUUAAACUUAUUUUUGUCUCUGGUGCAGAUCUGUUGGUAGACUCUGAGAUUUGAGAGUAUUGCACCAGAAAUACUCAGGAGGCCUUUGGUUUUUAAAUGGCUGCCUCCAGUCUUUUGACCCAGGAUUUCCAGAGUGGAUGAGUCAUUGUAGCAAUUCGUUUUGACUCCAUUGCUGAUAUUCAUCUCUUGUUACAUACAUUAUCUGGCAUGUUUAGGAAGCCAAGUGAACAAACUCUUGCCUUCUGUGAGAAGAAAGGAUGAGCACAUCAGUGUAAUCCAUGGACGAGGGUCAGCUUUGCACUUACAAGCUCAUGGCUGUUGUGAAGGAUUUUUAUUUUGGCACAACUGAACUCUGAAAAUCAGCACACUGUCAACUUCCUGGUGAUUCCUACAAAGUGCCCGACAUCCUCCCCCCUCCUCCCCCUCUCCUUCAGCACCUGUUUGAUAUCCUGUGCUGCUGGUUUUUAGCUAAGUAUAUGGAUUGCAAUGGACUCAAUCAGGUUCCAUACCCCAAGGACAACUGAUUAAUAAUCACUUUGUUUUGCUUUUAAAGUGCUUGUGCUCUCUUCUCCCAUGCUGAAGUAUUUCUCAACCUCCCUUCGCCCCUUUUUUGUUCAGAAACCAUUCUGAUACUUUUUCUUAUUCAACUAUUGACAAUUAGAUUUUUGCUGUUCCUCAGUCUGUUUCUAAAUUAGAGCUUGCAAUAUGGCAGAGCCCACCACACUCUCACCCUGUAAAGUUUUUUUUAAGUUAAUGUUUUGGUUAACAAGUAAAUAUUGUACCAGCUUAAAUGCUUUGAGUAUGUUAGAAAUAUAUUUUUGAUUUUUCUUCUAGUCAUUAAGGGAAAAUCUUUGGUUUGAGAUAAGAUGAGGUCUCGCUUUUGCAAUCUGUUAUGAAACUCUCUGUAUUACAAGGGGCUAAGGGAGUGUUUCCACUGGAUCAUGUCAUCAGGCUAAAACUUUGAAAAAUUGGCUCCAAGCACUUGCAGAAAAUCCUCAUAUUUCACUUCAAUAGUGAGUCUUUGGUUGGAGCUAGGCAACAGCAAUGGGAUGGGAGCUUUAUUGCUGUCCUGAAUUUUAGUUGUUCCUCUGAACUAGAUCAUACUAUACCCACUAAUGUCACUUCAAGAUGCAUCAGUUCCCAAUAUCACAGCUUUCUGCAUUUCUGUGCCCAGUGGGAUGACUUGGGUGUAUUCUAAUAUAAUCCAGUUUGAUGCAGUUUCAAUUUGCUUGGAUUAUACCAAUCAUCUUUGUGUAAGGAGGCAGGGGAACAUUUUGGGAAGUAUUUUCAAAUUCAAAACAUUGUUUCUCUGUAUAGAGGUACUGUGCAUAGGAGAGGCUUCAGGUUUCAUGACUUACCAUUGCGAAAUAGAAAAUAUACACUACCCAUUUUCUGACUAGUCCAAAGUAAAGCUUGUUUGUUCUCCCUGUCCUUCCACUUGCUGGUCCCACUUUCUGAACCUCCCUUCAAAACUGAAAUAAUAUGCCGCCUUUGAGUGGUCUUUUUCAAAAAAGUUCUAAGGUUUGAGGCAGUAGGAAUACAGGAAUUGUAGCAGAAGUAGAUGACAGGAAUUAUUAAGUCCGUUCUCCCAUUCAGUAUAACCAUGCUGAUUGUCUGCAUCCUCCACUUUCCUACUACAUCCCUAUUUAAUCUCUCCGAACAUUCUUGGUCUUGAAUAUAUUCAAUUAAAAAAAUUCACAAUCCUCCAGGCUAGUGUUCCAAAAAAUGUAUAAUCCGUCACUUUGACAUACUGAGCAAGUGCUUAGGUUUGUGAUCAGAUUGCUUCACCCUUCCUGUCUGGAUGGAUAGCUGCAGCAUUGUAUUACAGAAGGCAGUGAAUACUUCCUCUGCAAUCCAUUGCUUGCAGUCAUUCACAAGUGCUCUCUCUGCUAUUUGAACUCACUGAACUUAAAAUCUGAAUAUAGUUCUCUGUUGGAACAGGCACAGAUUCCAUCGUUCACCCGUCAGCGAUAAGUGUGAGAUCACCAUUUUGUUUUUACUGCACUUCCCUCUUUUUUUAAAAAAUCCUUAAUGCUGCUUCACCUGUUAGUUUUGCUGAGAUUCAGGAAUUGAAAAGCCUGCAGUCUAGAUACAGUGCUUACGCACAUAACUGAACCCAUCUUCAGCUUUUUGUAGCUGACUUAGAACAUUUGCACUUUUCUUUUUGUAUGCCUAGUUUAUAGAAUGUGUAAUAUUUCUACAAGUCUGUCAAAAUCCUGUAAGCUCUUUAUAUUAGAAGAGAAACAUAGAACAUUUGAGGCAGUGUGUUCACAUGAAGUGCCAGAGUUGGGCUUGUUUAAUAUCUUUUUAUUAAAGUUGAUCACCAGCAUUGUUAAGCUUGUCCAUUAUGGCAUCUUUCCAUUGGCUAAUGGAAAUGAGGACAAAGUGCACCAUGUGAGUUCAAUGUAAUCUUCAGAAAUGACUGGUGUUUGUAUAAAGCAAUGUUCAGCUACUUCCUUGCAUUAGCGAUAGGGGAAGCUGGUGCUCCGACCUCCCCUAAGCUAACUUUCUAAUGUGAGCCAAUAUUUGUAAACCAAAAGCAUAUCUCAUUGCUGUGCUUGUGAUUUGUUUUUUAAUUUUGUCUACUAAGGUUCAUUGUCAGAUCAGUACGUAAGUUAGUUCAUAGGAAUUGCUAGAUGAAAAAACACUGCAGUCUGUCCAGUUUAUCUUUUUCUUUUUGACUAUCCUGCUAGUUAUUGAUAUAAUUGUAAUAGAGUUAGUGACCAGUCAGCAAUCAAUAUCUAUCAAUUUAAUCUGCAACUGACCCACACAGGAGGAGUGUUUUUUUUUUUGGCAGCUGUAGGUCUAGAGCUGCCUCUUCUAUCGAGCACACUGAACACACCUAGUCACAUCCUGAGUUGGGCAGUGAACCAGAAAGGGUCACAACAAAGGGAUAAGUGACAAACUUCAAAGUUAAGCUGCACUCCUCUGUUGGGUAACCCUGGACUUGGCUGCGUUAAAGCAUCUUCCAAUCUUGGUUUUUGAACUUUUCAAAAAAAAACCUUUGGCCUGAUUAACAAGGUUGGUUGGUUCAAAAUGAGAUCAGUGUGUUCUGGUGCCUCUCUCUAAAGAGUGAUUGAUUGUAAACAUAGGCUCCAAACUGUAUGGACUACCUUGAAUUGGUUUUUCUCCAAUUUGCCACCCUUUGAAUCAGUUUGUAAGCUGUCUUGCUGUUGAGUCAGAAGCUCAAGGGUUUGAGCCCCACUACAGCAGUCAGUGCUGAGAGAGUGCCUUGCAAAUCAGACUUAGUGCUGAGGCAUUAUCUUUUUGAUAAUGUGAAUCCAAGCUGCCAGCACAUCCUGACUAAGUUUGAAAGAUCCCCUGCCAUGUUUCAACAGGUGUAAGGACAUUUUGGUGUCCUGGAUAACCAGUAUCCCUCAGCCAAAACGUUACUUGGUCCAUUGCCUCCUUGUUUGGCACCUUGUGUUGUGUACAAGUUGGUUAACAUUUCCCUAAGUUCCCCCAGUGAUUCACUUGGGAUUGGACAUAGAAGAAAUUACUUCAGCCUGUCUUCAAACAGGCAUUCAGUAACUCUGAAUUGAGCGAGGCUAUUUGGCAGGUCACGCACUGAAACAGUUGGAGCAGUUUGGUAUUGCCCAUUGAUCACUUUUUAAAGGCAUGUGGAUCCCACCUCCGUAUUGGGCUGAGAUCGUCACACUUUUUGUGUUGUACCUUAAGCUGGUUCUCAUACAUGUUAUCUUGCAAGGCAGUGUUUUUUUGGCGAUUUAAUUUCCCCCACACACAGCUAAUGUCACUUGCUAAUAUUGGUUUCCUUCAGUUUACGGGAUAGAAGCUACAGGUUAUGUUUAGGUCUCUUUGACACUCUCUUGUAAUUGAGAAAUUAUAAUCUUUCAAUGUCGAGCUCCGACUGUUGACACGGAUUGGAGUGUAUCAUUUUGUGCAAGUCGAUGCAAAUUGCAACCCUGUCUUGUGAACCAAGCAACCACCUGUCCAGCCAUCCGAGUGGAAGCUGCUCAAAGCACCAGUUCUGAGAAGCCAGCAGCCUUUUGAUAUGCAAAUUAAAAACUUUGCAAGUUAUGAUUCAUAAAAUUGAGGAGGUUUAAUAUGGAAAGAGGAAAUGCUGGUUCUACUGUCAAGACAGUUGAUAACCACACAGCUGGAUUGCUAAUUUGAUAUAAAUAGCAAAGAGGGAUGAGUGUUUUUGUCUAUGAUCGAGAGUCAACUGUCACAACAAUGCGGUGGAAGCAAAUUGAAUUCAAUUCAGAAGGAAAUGUGUCCUCUACUUAAAUGGUUGCAAGGUAAUAAGAUUAAUUGGUAACAUCUGACUGCUGCGGAGGCUUGCUGGCCUGCAUAGUCUCCUGGGCUCUAAUUCCAGAAUAAGUAGGUUCAAAUUGUAGUCAGAUUCUCAGUCUGAGAUUUUUCAUCUUUGGAAGACCGUGGCUGCGAUGUACCAACUCUUGUUAAAGGGAUGGAAGACUCUGAGUUUCUUUAUUGCACUGAUUAUUUAAGGGCUGUGUCACUAACUCCAUGUGUGCAGCAUUUUAAAGUUCUUGUGUUUGCUAUUGAUUUUCCAUGUUUUACUCUGGUCUCAUCUGUUCACACAACAAAUAAAACAUGCUUUGCUUGCCAAUCA
Molecule: messenger RNA, 5964 nt
Organism: Hemiscyllium ocellatum (epaulette shark)
Lineage: Eukaryota; Metazoa; Chordata; Chondrichthyes; Orectolobiformes; Hemiscylliidae
Product: repressor of RNA polymerase III transcription MAF1 homolog
Exons: 8
Coding region: 495-1259 (254 amino acids)
Biological process (GO): negative regulation of transcription by RNA polymerase III
Cellular component (GO): nucleus
Molecular function (GO): RNA polymerase III core binding
Source: RefSeq, a predicted model, not a curated record